This is a messenger RNA of Perkinsus marinus ATCC 50983, 204 nucleotides long. RefSeq lists its product as hypothetical. The coding region runs from base 1 to 204 and encodes 67 amino acids. The transcript has 2 exons. NCBI's taxonomy places the organism in Eukaryota, Perkinsozoa, Perkinsida, Perkinsidae. The record is from RefSeq and is a predicted model, not a curated record.
AUGCCAGGACCCGCCCAAUUCCAGAACUACCCUGAUCGCCACGACAGCGGAACCGCAGGCGCAGGAUGGAUUCGAGUAUACGAUGACGCCGGUGGAGUAAAGACUUGUGCUCUGAAUGUCAAAGUGAUGAAAUUCAAACAAGCGCGGGUAAACGGCGGGAGUAACUAUGACUCUCUUAAGGUAGCCAAAUGCCUCGUCAUCUAA